AUGAAAUCAAAACAAUACACACUCAUCUCUAUUGAAGGCAACAUUGGAUCUGGCAAGAGUACUCUGCUAAGAUUAAUGUAGUAAAAGUAUCCAGAUGUAAAUUAGCUUUUUAAUUUUUAGUUGAGAUUCAUUGCAGAACCAGUUAAUGAAUGGUAAAGCAUUAAUGGAGAUCCAACUUUGAAUUUGUUGGGUUCCUUUUAUGAAGAGCCAUCAAGAUGGGCUUACACUAUGCAAGUUUAUGCAUUCUAUAGCAGACUUAAGCAUUGGAAGGAGGUUCUAUCUGAUCCAUUGAAUCCUGAAGAUAGACAUCUCAUUCUAAGUGAAAGGAGCAUUGAAGCAGACAAAGAGAUCUUUGCUGUCAAUGGACACAAGAAUGGAAUGAUUAAUAAAUUAGAAUUCGCUUUGUAUGAGAAAUUUUACGAUUGGCUUUGUGAUGAAGUGUUUGGGAAAAAAAUACAAAAGCAAAUGAUCAUAUAUUUACAAGUAGACCCAGAUGUCUGUUACACAAGAAUGCAAAAAAGAGCAAGAGAUGAAGAAAAAGUAUUACCGCCAUUUUUAUUAUUUUAAAGAAUACCAUUUCCAAAGAAUAUCUGACUCAAAUCCACAAUAGACAUGAAGAAUGGUUAUUGAGGGAAACCCAUCAAAAUACAUCCAUACUAGUACUAAACGGAGAUAAAGAGUUUGAAAGCGAUCUCGUUCAAUAAAAUAAAAUGUUUAACGCUAUCGACUAAUUUUUAUAAGAAUUAUUUUGA
Molecule: messenger RNA, 752 nt
Organism: Paramecium octaurelia
Lineage: Eukaryota; Ciliophora; Oligohymenophorea; Peniculida; Parameciidae
Source: the annotation of a GenBank genome assembly